AUGAAUAGAUCAUGGGUGAAAAAGACAUACAAUAAAAUAGUAGCUUCAUUUUCUUCCCAUAUAACUACUAAAACUUUGUUACAUAAAUUGAAAAACUACCCACCGAGCCCUUUCCCUACUUUACCCAUCUUAGGCCAUCUCCACCUUGUCAAAGACCACAACUCCAUUCACCGCACCUUUUCAAGUCUCUCUCAAAAACUCGGUCCAGUGAUCACCCUUCAGUUCGGUUCUCGCCGCGCCCUCCUCGUCUCCUCCCCCUCCGCCGUAGAGGACUGUCUUCUCCACAACGACAUCUGCUUCGCCAACAGACCCCGCCUCGUGGCAGGCAAGAUCCUAGGAUAUGACUUCACCACCAUGUCGUGGGCCCCGUAUGACCCUCUAUGGCGUAACCACCGUAAGAUUGCUGCGACCGAGAUUUUGUCUUCUCAUCGCCUUCAUUUACUGGCUAACAUACGAGCUGAUGAAGUGAGAUCACUAGUCAAGAGAAUUAUAAGUCAAAAGGGUGGCGAUGAAAUGGUGGUGGUGGAGGUUAAAAAGGCGCUUUUCGAGCUUACGAAUAAUGCCAUGAUGAGGAUGGUUGCCGGGAAGAGGAUCUACGGCGAGGCGGAGGUGUCUAGUGAAGCAAAGAGAUUUCAAGAGGUUGUUAAGGAGUUGAUAGAAAUAGGUGCACCAACAAGUGUUGUGGAUUUCUUCCCAUUUUUGAAGUAUUUGGGGAUCCAUUAUAUUAGUAAGGAGAAAAAGUAUAAGGCUCUUUUCUUGGAACUUGACAAGUUUUUACAAGAUUUGGUGGAUGAAAAAAGAUGUCAAGGAGUAGUGAUUGAUUGUGGUGGGAAAAACAAAACUUUGAUUGAGGUUUUGAUUAACUUACAAAACUCAGAUCCUUCAUUUUUUAAUGAUGACAUAAUCAAAGGUCUUGUCCAGUAUAUGUGAUGGUGGUGGACCAGAUGGUGGCUAUGGUGGUGCUGCUGAUGGAAAUUCGGAGAAGAUGGGUUAAAAAAACAAAAAAAAAAAAAAAAAAAAAAAAAAA
This is a messenger RNA of Chenopodium quinoa (quinoa), 1027 nucleotides long. RefSeq names its product isoflavone 3'-hydroxylase-like. NCBI's taxonomy places the organism in Eukaryota, Viridiplantae, Streptophyta, Magnoliopsida, Caryophyllales, Amaranthaceae. Gene Ontology annotation, molecular function: oxidoreductase activity, acting on paired donors, with incorporation or reduction of molecular oxygen; heme binding; monooxygenase activity. The coding region runs from base 1 to 930 and encodes 309 amino acids. The record is from RefSeq and is a predicted model, not a curated record. The transcript has 3 exons.